AUGGUACUUGAUAGAUGUGUAAAGGUUAAUCUCGUGAUAAAUUGGGAGAAAUGCCAUUUCAUGGUUAGACAAGGGAUAGUACUUGGACACAUAGUGUCCGCUAAGGGGAUUGAAGUCGACAAAGUAAAAAUAGAAGUUAUAGAAAACCUUCAACCCCCAAAAACUGUUAGAGAAAUACGAAGCUUCUUAGGACAUGCCGUUUUUACCGAUGACGCCAAACCAAGACUCCUAAGAUGGUUUCUUCUCUUGCAAGAAUUCGACUUAGAAAUCAAAGGCAAGAAGGGCACUGAGAACGAUGUUGCUGACCACCUGUCUAGACUUGAGAAUAUGAAAAUCGAGCAACAACCAAUCAAUGAUGAUUUCCCAUAUGAUCGACUUGUAGCUCAAUUAGAAGGUAACACAACUAAAUGCUCUUUAAUUUAUAAUGACGCAGAAACUGGUGAAGUUGUGGAGGCCAUGUUUACUAAAACUACCGUGUUGUGGUAUGCCGACUUUGUCAACUACCUAGCGACCAAAGUACUUCUUCCAGAGCUAACUUACCAGCAGAAGAAGAAAUUCUUCCACGACUUGAAACAUUACUAUUUGGAUGAGCCCCUUCUUUUUAAAAGAGGCGUCGAUGGUAUCUUCCAUCGCUGUGUCCCAGAGGAAGAAGUCGAAUACAUCAUAUACCAUUGUCAUGGUGCACCCUAUGGGGGGCAUGCAAGCACCUCGAAAACUUGUGCAAAGAUCUUACAAUCCGGCUUCUUCUGGCCUAAUCUGUGGAAAGAUGUCCACUUCGCGGUUGUAAAUUGCGAUCGGUGCCAAUGCACUGGAAACAUCUCUAGACGCGAUGAGAUGCCUCUGAAAGGUAUCUUGGAAGUAGAAGUUUUUGAUGUGUGGGGCAUUGACUUUAUGGGUCCAUUUCCAUCCUCUUUUGGUAAUAAAUACAUACUUGUCAACGUCGACUAUGUGUCAAAAUGGAUUGAAGCAAUAACUUCACCUACAAAUGAUGCAUGA
Lathyrus oleraceus (garden pea) is the source of this 996-nucleotide messenger RNA. RefSeq lists its product as uncharacterized. Lineage: Eukaryota; Viridiplantae; Streptophyta; Magnoliopsida; Fabales; Fabaceae. Gene Ontology annotation, molecular function: nucleic acid binding. The transcript has 2 exons. Gene Ontology annotation, biological process: DNA integration. The coding region runs from base 1 to 996 and encodes 331 amino acids. The record is from RefSeq and is a predicted model, not a curated record.